Molecule: messenger RNA, 1614 nt
Organism: Dentiscutata erythropus
Lineage: Eukaryota; Fungi; Glomeromycota; Glomeromycetes; Diversisporales; Gigasporaceae
Source: the annotation of a GenBank genome assembly
AUGUUUAAAAUUCUUAAACCUUUACCUUCAAGUAACGGCCCGGUGACUCGUUGUUACAAUUUAGAACUUGUGAUAAAAGAGUUAGCACCUGACGGAGUUAAGCGUCCUGUGUGGACUGUUAAUAAGCAAUAUCCUGCUCCGAUAAUUCAAGCAAACUAUGGUGACAGACUUCUCAUUAAUGUAACCAACAAAUUGGGGGAACCUUCUACAAUUCAUUGGCAUGGUAUAUUUCAAACAGGCACAAACUUUUAUGAUGGUGUUCCAGGUGUAACGCAAUGUCCGAUCCCCAAUCUUCAAAAUUUUCUUUACAAUUUUACCGUUAACCAAUAUGGCACUUUUUGGUACCAUUCGCACUUCGCGGGUCAACUUGCUGAUGGCCUUAAAGGCCCAUUAAUUAUUCAUAAUCCCAAAGACCCUUAUCUUAAAGAAUACGAUUUCGAAUACGUGUUAACACUAUCAGAUUGGUAUCAUAUGACAUCCGUUGACAUUCAUCCAAUCCUUCUUUCUCCGAAUUACAAAGGGAAUGAUCCUAUUCCUAAUUCUGGUGAAAUUAGUGGCAUAGGACAAUUUAAUUGUUCUACUGCCUCUAGAGACUCAUGUAAUCCGAACAAUGGAAUAGCCACUUAUACAGUUAAAAAGGGUAAAAAAUAUAGAUUUAGAAUCAUAAAUAUAAGUGCGGCAACUCAUUUUAUAUUUUCAAUUGAUGAACAUCCGCUUACUAUCAUUGAAGUUGAUGGUCAUUUAAUAAAACCUCCAGUCACUCUAAAUACAAUUCCAAUUCAUACUGCACAAAGAUAUUCAAUAAUUCUUAAUGCUAACAAGUCAAUUAAAAAUUAUUAUAUUCGUGCUAAACAAACGAUUUGCACACCGAUUAAUAAUCAAACCAUAAAUUAUAAUUCUUCAGUAAAUUAUGAGAAUGUUAUGGGAAUUUUAAAAUAUGAAGAUGCAAACGUGAAAGCUCCAGCUUCAAAACCUUAUCCAUUUAAUGCAUCAGAAGAAUGUAGAGACGUGAAUCCAAACAUUUUAAAGCCAUAUGAUAUAAAACCACCACAAUGUGUUACUCAUAAUAUCCGUAUAAUGGUCUCUUUUGGCAAGUUAGCGACGACUGGAUCAAUUGCUUUCAUUGAUAAUUCAAGUUUUGUUGCUAACGCUAAUUAUCCGACAAAUCGAAGAAUUAUUAAUGGAAUAAAUACGCAUACAUUUCCGCAAUAUGAAAAUACUUAUACAUAUGAUCGCUAUUCUAUAAACGCCAUAUAUUGCAAUGAUGCAGCUGUUGAUUUAUAUAUUACUGCUAACACUAGUAAUUCUCAUCCGUUCCAUAUGCAUGGGCACAGUUUUUUCGUUGUUUAUAAUGGAGAAAAUCAAACUGGCCUUGAACUCCCAGAUCCAUCGAAAUUUAACUUAGUCAAUCCUGCCUUUCGUGAUACAGUAACCGUUCUAGGAAAUAGUACAACUGUAAUCCGUUACCGUCUAGACAAUCCUGGAGUAUGGUUAAUGCACUGUCAUAUGCAUUGGCACUUAAUCAAAGGCAUGGCCUUACAAUUAAUUGAGUUACCAUCGAAAAUUAAGAAUAUGACAGUCCCAGAGGAUGUCUUUGCAUUUUGCGCAAGUUAG